AUGGCAGAUGACAACUUUGAUGAUUGGUGGAAGUCUUUGUGGGAAAAAAACAAAGGUAAACUUAAAAAAAAAAAUUAAAAGUAGUAAUUAAAAAUGUUGAAUGUUUAUUCAGAGAAAAUCGUGAGAGUAUAACAGCUAUCCUUUUUUGUAUACUAGACUUCUGAUUUCCAGUUCUGUGUACCCCACUAUUCCACAUUAUUUUUACAUUUUUUCCUCUUUUGUUACUUUAUAUUAUAUUCUGUAAAUUUCAUAAAAUUAAUGAAUUCAUUAAUAUACAUUCUUAAUCCCUCUUUAGAAUUUGUACAUAUACCUGAUACAAAAUACAAUUGUAUUUAACAUUAAGUUUUUUUAGAUUUUAUAAUAGAUUAGGCCAAACCAAAAUAUACUAUACUUAGACACUAAGUUCCUAUAAUAAAAUUAUUAAACACUUAUUUAAUAUAUGUUAAAUAUAUACAAAUCAUAAAUAUAAAACAAUUAAUGUAGUGCAUCUGUUAUCAUAUUUUUAAGCUAUUAACUAUUAUUUCUACAUUUAUUGUAAAAAAUAACAUGAUAGAUGUAUGCAUUCUCACAGAAAUAAUUUAAAAAACAAUUUUUAAUUUUUCUACCAGCAAACUGAAUUAUUUGUAUAGUUGAGGAGACACAAAUGAUUUUCUGAUUCUUGACAUACCGGUUUUAACAGAAGCUGUAAUUGUCCAAAUGUGAUGAAACUCCGAACAGAUCUUCCGACUAUAAAUCUACUCACACUCCCCAAGUUUAAAGUACAAAUAACUUUAACUUUAAACUUGUGGGGUAGGUUAGAUUAGGUUAGGUUUUUGUUUUAUAGUUUUAGGAAAUUAGUUAUUGAUACUUAUUUAGUAUAUUUUAUAUUUAUGUAUAAAUUAUUUACAUUAAAAUCAAAAGUAAAUGUAUUUUGCCAUCAUUUUUAAAUAGUUAAUUUGGUUAAUAAUAUAAAAGUAAAAAUAAUAUGGAUCAUAUAACUAUCUAUAUAUUAUACAGGUAUAUAGCUAUGUUUAUACAUUUUUAUGGUGGUGUUACAAUUGUCUGAUUUCUUUAACUCAAAUAAACUACAAUUAACUAUACUAUUUUUAAAAUGAGAAACAAGCAUACAAUUUAUCAAUUUUAAUUGAUUUUAUUUAUUCAGUACUAUUUUCAAAUUUUUCGCUGCUUGGAAAAAUUGCUAUUGUUAAAAAUAAUUCUAUGAUAAAUGUUCGAUUCCUAGCAACUAUUAUCAUUUAUACUUGCUGCAUGGUUAUUUUCUUUUUCUUGUUUAGACCGGGUUGAAUUAAAAAUAGAAUAAUUAAUAAAUACUUAUAGGUAUGCAAAAAUGAAACUGAUUUAGUUAAAUAUGAUGAAAGUAAAAUAAGUGUUUAAAAAUAAUUUUAAAAUAUAUGUUUAUUAUUCAUUAAAUUAUAAAGUGUAGAUUAUGAUAAAGUAUUUAUGAUCAAGAUUGUAUCAAAUUUUCGACAACAUUUUGUACUAGCAUAGUCUUAAAAAAAGAGCCAAUGCCUUUUACAAUUUUUUUUUUCAAAAUUUGAACUUUAAUUGAAUUAAUUGUAACCACGGAGGACAGUCACACAAACAUUCACAUAUAGCAAAAAUCUUCAUGAAUAAACUUCCACCUUACUUUGUACACCCACUUUUAUUUGUGAUUUUACCUUUCUAAAAAUAUGAUAAUUUUUAAAAUUUCAGUUGUUGAUUUCGAAUUGGAAAAGAAUAGAAAUGAAACAAAAGAUAAUUCAAUCUUUAAUGAACGCACUCCUGAUGAUUUUGUCAAAGCCAAGAGAAUGAAAUUUAAAGAAUUUAAUGAAAAUAAUAGUCAAUUAUAUGACUCUUUAGAUAAUGGUGGAGUUAAAGAAUUACCGGAUAAAGCAUAUCAACGGAAAACAAAAAUAAAUCAAGAUAAAACUGCUAUUGAGGAUAACUUUAAAGAGUUAGAAGAAGAAACUAAAAAUUAUUAUGAUAUUUUACCUAAAGAUUGGAUUGAAAUAAAUCAUAAGAGUGGCAUGCCCAUAUAUUUGCACACAAAAUCCAGAACUGUGUCAUUAACAAGACCAUAUUUUUUGGGAUCUGAUGAUCCUGAGUUACACGUACUACCACCGAUACCACCAUUGUUGGCAUUAAGUUCUACACAAGGGGAAAAAGGUUUUGAAACUGAAGAAACCAAAAUAAAUGACCAUGAUUUUCAGACACGUAAACUAGACAAUAUGAUUAAACCAACUGCCGAAGUUAAGAAUUCUCAAGAAAAUAUUAAUAAAAAAUCUUCCUUUAAGUGAGUAUUUAAAACAAAUGUAGAUAUAUAAUUUUAACUUUUUUUUUUAAUUUGAAUAAUAUAUUUCAAUUUUAGGAUAAAGGAAAUUAAUGCUGCUUUGGAACAGAGUUCUCCACAACAUACAAGUUCAGAAAAUGUGUCCAUACAAACAAAUUCAGUGGAAAGACCUUUACUUUCAGAUAGCGAUAAUAUAACAUCAUUUCCAGUUCAAAGCGAGGAACAUGAACGUUUGAGUAGUUUUCAGAAAUGGAUAUUACAUCAAAAUGGUAAAAGCGUUGUGUAUAUCUUAAAGGAAUAUUUAACAAAGAUAUUUAAAAUCAAACCUGUCUAUGAUUUUAAAGAAACUGAAAAUUCAGAAACUCCUUAUUCUGCAAGUGUUUUCCUUAAAAAUGUUUGUUAUGGUGUUGGUUCUAGUCAAACUAAAAGGCAAGCAAAACUGAAUGCUGCCAGAGCAACAUUAUAUAUUCUCAUACCACAAAUGAACAAAAAAACCGAUUUAGAUCAACAAAUCCAUCACUAUCCAGCCAUUUUUAACCAACUUGAAAUCACUGAUCGUAGAGUUAGUGUCUAUUGUGACAUAUUCUCAAAAAAAAUGCCCUAUGAAAUGCUAUUACUGUGUUUGCAAAAGAAUUUCAAAGACUAUGAAGUUGAUUAUAGAUAUAGGGGUCCUUAUGGGAAAUUAAGUAAAUACUCUAUGAAAGUUGGUCAAUUUGCGGUUUAUGUCCAAUGUGUAAAUAAAGAAGAUGGUAAACAAAUAGCUUCUCAAACAAUGCUGGAUCUUUUACAUCCGCCCAUUGACAAUUGGGGUUCAUUAUUGUGUCUGUAUGAUGGCUUAGAGCUCAUAGAGAAACCACCGCAGUUGGAACAUAAUAUUGCCGUAAUAAAUGAAUUAAAAAAAACAAUGUACAGAUUCCAUAUCCAAUCCAAAUCAUCAAAAGACUCUAAUACCCAACUACUGCCAGAAAGCAAGUAAUGUAAUAAUAAAUAGGUUUUGAGUAAUGAGGAUAUCCAAAUUUUUUUAAUCCAGAUUUCUCAGAUUAUUUGACCCAUUUUGUAAGUUUUUUUCAUUAUCUAUCUUUUAUUAAUAUCACUCGUGUAAAAACUUUUCAUUAAUUUAUAUCAUAUUAUUUCCUACUCAUUUUGUCUACCGGUGUUGGCCCAAAUCAUAGGAUAACCUCUUAUUUAUAAAAUUGGAGUACUAAUAAAAUUAAUAGUAAUAAUAAAUAAUUAAGAUAAUAUAGAGAUUAUGAGGGCAGU
This is a messenger RNA of Cinara cedri, 3526 nucleotides long. NCBI's taxonomy places the organism in Eukaryota, Metazoa, Arthropoda, Insecta, Hemiptera, Aphididae. The record is from the annotation of a GenBank genome assembly.